UUCGUGAACGUUAUUUUGUCAUUUACAUUCUUAUCUAACCAAAUGUGGACUGAGAUAUGACCUGAAGCUCCUCUAGCUGGUGAAUUCACAACGAUCUUCACUCAAGCUGCUCUGCAGAGAACCUCAAAACCAUGUUGAAACCCAGCGGAUUUUGUGCUAUUAUUGUUCAGCUGUCUUUGGCAGCAGGAACAAACAAUGAUUGGAGGGUCCAGGGAGCUCCAUUCAGCUCCAAUCUUGGAAACAGGGCAUAUCUUCAGAUGACUCCACUGAGGUUUGACCCACUACACUCUGAUCCUGAAGACACUGGAAAGUGGCCAUCUGAUCCUUACAGAGGCAACAGGUCCAAAGCAAUGAAUGCAAUCAAUAGUGGUGUGGGUUUGUGGUUUACAGAACCUCUGACUUUAUUCAUGUUAAAGACACCACGUCAGAGAAUUACUGACAGUUGUAAUCCUCCUGUCCAUGUGCUGUGUUCCAUAAAUCAAACAGUAUCUACCUGUGCAGUAGGUACUUGUCUAACUAAGGAGGCCUUCCAAGUUUAUUUGACUCAUUCAGAGGGUUUUAGAUUCAGUCAUAAUGACGCUCUCAAGACAGAAAUAAUGUGUAACCAACGACAAAUAACUAGGAGGGAAGAUAAUACUGAAUACAGUCACCAGACUAUAGUUAUUAUGGAAGAAGACCCUGCAGUGAUUAAGUCUGCCACUAACCUGUUUGAGAGAGAUCCCACUAUAUCAACUUUGCUGAGGUACCACAAAGGGGUGCUGCAUAUUCUCAGGGGAAAACAUUCUUUUUCUGCUAAAAAUCAUGAUGUCCUACUGGUUGGCCAUGGAAGCAAUGGUACCAAUGGAACAGUCCAGCUGUCUGGUUAUGGUCCAGUGGAACUUGCCAGGUUACUGUUAAAAACUGAAAGGCUCUUUGGUCAUGUUGGCACAAUCACCCUCAUCAGCUGCAACCUUGGAAAUCACCUGCACUUUAUGUUGCAGCUGCUACGGUUUCUGAAGUCUUUCUCAUUAGAAACAAAAGUGCACCUACACAACUCUUUUGUGUCUGUCAGCUCUGAUGGACAGAUCAUGUCUUGGACUGACGGAGAAUGGAGAUCUCAUGACAACAGCAGAAGAGUCAUUGCUGAACUGGAUAAAAGAGGUGAACUGCUUAUGAAAGUGGAAACUGGUUGUGUGGGGCCAGUGUUUCCUGCUUAUAAAGGAGAUGUUUUGUAUCUUCAGUCAUUGGAGUGGCCAAGUCACCCUCAAAUGUUUGUUCCAAUGGAGCUGCGCAAAAAGUACCCUUUUAUUGAAUGCCUCGAGGGUCUCACUUGGAGCUUGUUCUUUGAGGAGAAUGAAAAAAGGCGUGCUCCUGAUUAUAUCCUGGAGCAUGAUCAAAAACAAGCAAUUUGGCUUACAGAACCAAGACCAGCUGAAGACAACGUUAUCUUCAAACAUAUUAUUAGCAUCCAGGAUCUACUUGCCGAGAUACGAUACAACGCCAGAGAAGAAGUUGCAUCAGACCUUUACUAUGUUCUCAAUGAAUGCAUUUACAAAGUACAGAAGACAAAUCUUAGUGUAAGUCUGGUAGGCAAGUUCAUGGCCACUACCAGUCAAGCUGAAGUUGAAAAUUUCCAUCAAAAUUUCAAAGAGGAGCAGGAUGAGUCCUCCCUACAGGAGCUGAGACAGGGUCUCAAAGCUUCCAAGUUCAAUGACUUCUGUCGCCAGACUUUCCAGUUCCAGCAGUGUAACUACAACUGUGAGAGAUGGGGUCGUUAUUUUAUGGCAGCGGUGUUUUCAGCAUCUGUACGUAACUUCAGAACCUUCUCACUUUUCCUCAUGAGUGUCAUAGGUUGUGAAGUAGGCCGCUCACGAGGGACUGACAGCCCCCUUUGCACAGCAUUUGUUGGAGAUGACCACCCCAUGGUGACUGACCAACCUUGGCCAGGAAAUUUGCAAAGAGGAUUCUAUGGCUGCGCUGUUGACGACUAUGGAAGAGCACCACAAAAUAUACAGAUUUGGUUAGAACAAGUUGUAGCAAAGGAAAAUACCCUGUACAUCAAAUCAAAGCAAAUGAUGAAUGCUGCCAACCAUGAUGAGCAAACAGAGCUGGAUAUCUUUGGGAGGGUCAAAGUUAUGAAUAAGUAUGUGUUCUCAUCUUAUCUAGAGUUCUUUCGAGGUACACCAGAGGGAAAGAAACUCAAGAGAGGAUGUGCUUCAGCUUUCCAUGAGAAUUUAAAUUCAUAAUGCUAGUGUAGCAUAGGAUGUGCAAAAGUAGUUUAGUUUAUUGUGACUUUAUUGCAUAGUUGGCCCUAACAUUCUUCUUAGCUUCUUAUGUUCUGCCUGAGGCUGACAUGACACUGCAAAAAACACAUACAUUACAUAGUUUAUUGGUGCUUCCGCUGACUGACACAGCUCCACAUUUGAUAUUGUUUAACAGCUAGAAGAGAAACCAUCUUGAUAAUUCUCUAAGUUAAAACAAUAAAACAUAAUGCUGUUUGAGCAGAUACUUUGGAUUUUAUUAUCAAAUAUUUAAACUGAGAUGAUUUGCUUUUUCUUCUGAAACCAAUACAAGAUUAAACAGUAACAUAUAAAGUUCUGGUGAUUUUCUUUAUUGCAUCAUUUUUCUAUAAGUGUCACACAGGUCAGAAUACAGGUAAGAAUACAGAAAACUACAAAACAUAAAUAGAAAGAAAAUGCAGGAUCACAGAGGGUAAAGCAUUACUAGUAGAAACUUAAUGGGAAUAAAAGCAUGCUUUUUGAGCUGUUCCUCCAGAUGAAUGUCAAACAUACUGAAAUUUAGAAAGUAUCCAAACCAUAGUUUUGUGUUUUGUUAUUAACA
This is a messenger RNA of Scatophagus argus, 2820 nucleotides long. RefSeq lists its product as uncharacterized. NCBI's taxonomy places the organism in Eukaryota, Metazoa, Chordata, Actinopteri, Scatophagidae. The transcript is spliced from 3 exons. The record is from RefSeq and is a predicted model, not a curated record. The coding region runs from base 132 to 2225 and encodes 697 amino acids.